CUUAUUUUUUGAUCAUCACUCCGCCCCUCUCCUUGGUUGCUUCUCCUUGUUCGAAUGUUCGGUUGAAAGAUAUUUUUCGGAUUCUUUGGUUACGUCAUACAGGAUGAGCCUGUUACAGAAACGAAAGAGACCAGAAGCCAGAUCGGCGGGUGGUCUAACAGAAACCAAUCGUCUGGUACUCAAUGUCAUCAAGAGCAAAGGUGCAGAUACUAUUACGGACUGGAACAUCAAGAAAGAAACAAACCUGCAAGGAGCGGCCUUCAACAAGAUCAUCAAGAACCUCAAAGACUUGGCCCUGAUCAAGGAAAUCCGCCGUGCCAAUGCCAAAGGAAAACACUUUAUUGCAGCAGAAUUCGAGCCAACAGAUGAGGUCACUGGUGGAGUAUGGUUUACUGAUGGUGCCCUUGAUACCGAUUUCAUUAAUCAACUUAAAGGAAUCUGUUUAAAGAUUAUAAAGAAGCUGAAAGUAGCAACAGCUGAGGGCGUUUAUGACUUUUUCAAGGAGAAUAGGCUGACAAAGACCGAGUGCACAAGCCAACAGUUAAGUGAAAUUUUGAAGACUUUGGUUCUUGACAACGCGAUUAUUGAAGUGAAGAGCACUGGGCUCGGGGAGUACUUUUCAAUCCCUAUUGGAAAUGUGUGUUAUAGGUGUCUUGAUGGAAAUCUUGGAGAUCACGGUCCAAAAUUAGGUGCCAUGGUUUCGAUUCCUUGUGGUGUUUGCCCCAGAAUGAAACAGUGCACACCUGAUGGGCUUAUAUCUCCAACUAAUUGUGUUUACUACACAAAAUGGUUAGAAUUCUGAUGAAAACUGUAAUCUUGGUUAUCGUUUAUAUAGAUAUAUUCAUGCUUUUUUACAGUUGGAAUA
This is a messenger RNA of Erigeron canadensis, 865 nucleotides long. RefSeq names its product DNA-directed RNA polymerase III subunit RPC6-like. The record is from RefSeq and is a predicted model, not a curated record. Gene Ontology annotation, cellular component: RNA polymerase III complex. Lineage: Eukaryota; Viridiplantae; Streptophyta; Magnoliopsida; Asterales; Asteraceae. Gene Ontology annotation, biological process: transcription by RNA polymerase III. The transcript has 2 exons. Bases 104 to 802 code for a protein of 232 amino acids.